GCCUCCCCUGACCCAUCUGUUGCAGCUGAAGAACUUGUACUUCAAGGUCAGUUCCAGAAGCAUCAUUGUCGCCACCAUCAACCUGAGAAAUGUCCAGACAGAAAUGGAAUGGUGGCUGUGACGGAGAGGACAUUCUCUUCUAACAGGGUCCUGCUGUCUGCUGAAAGAUGUCAGACAAAGUUCAGAAGGAAUAAGGUUUUGGUCAGCCCCAUCAAGUGGUCACCACAGUGUGGACAGUGGUCACAUGCACACUAUGCUGACCUGUCGACUGACGAGUGCAUGAUGGGAGUGAGGAGGAUCUUGUAUGUGUACAACGGGUUGGGAGUCAGUGACGUGUGCCGGGACCAGCUCUUCAAGACGCUAUCAACACUCAUUCACCCAGACUAUCACGUUGUUGAGUACAUAAAACCGGAGGAAAUUCAGUGCGGGUUGUGGAAAAGAAAUGCAGCCCUCAUAACAUUUGGUGGUGGCUAUGAUGAAGGUUUUAUUGGCGCAUUAAGAAAGGAAGGUUUGAAACAAGUGCAGACGUAUGUAGAAUCCGGUGGCUCCUAUCUGGGGCUGUGCGCUGGAGGCUACUUCGGCUGUGACCGGAUCGAGUUCGACAAACAUGGACCUCUUCAAGUCUGUGAUGAAAGACAUCUCAAAUUUUUCCCAGGUAUUUGUCGGGGCCCAGUGUUUCCUGGCUUCAAAUACAGAUCUUUCAAGGGAGCCAGUGCAGCCUCUGUGACCUACAAACCAUUGUCGGGGCAACCAGUGACCUUCUCCUCGUACUAUAACGGAGGUGGCCAGUUCACUUUGUACGGAGAAGGAGACAGUGAUCAGACAGUAGAAAUCCUCGCAUGGUACAACAGUCUUCCUGGUACGCCGGCGGCCAUCGUGAAGUCAGUCGUCGGGGACAACGGGCUAGCCAUUCUCACAGGGAUACAUCCCGAAUACGACAGCAGCCUACUGGCACGAGAUGAUCCGUGCAUUCAACGAUUUGUCGACACACUUGACAAAUGGGACGCAGAGAGGAUCGACUGUUUUACUGACCUUCUGAGACGCUUGAGAAUAACCGUGAACUUUUGAUGAGGUGUCUUUUAUAAAGUAUUUUAUAAACGCAUCUGUACUGCGGUCGGAGAACAUGAGCCGUUCGUGGUGUUGAGAAACUUAAGCUAGACUCGUCACUGGCUUUUUGUGCUUAAGUUAAAUGGAUCUGAAAGUUAACAAGUGAAUUUAACCUAUAAACUGAAUGCAUCCCAAGAAUUUUUUAAAUCAAAAUAACAUUGCCAUGAAAUGUAUCAUAAAUUAGGUUUCUAGUAAGAACAUGGGAUUGGUUAAUAGCCAUUCAGACUAACCAAUCAAGAAAUUACUAAUCUUGUGAUAGGUAAUGAAUAUUUCUCAUUGGUUUUUCAGUGGGAUAGCAAUUUGUGGUACUGUUAUGGAGGACAAUCUCAUCUCAGUCAGGGCUGUUACAAUAAGUUGAUGUUUGUUCAGUAUUGUCUUUGUUGGGAACACAUAUUUAAUGUUUGUUUUUUAUGUUUUUGCCGUUUUAGGUGUUAUAUUUUAUAGAAAUAUAUGUAUAUACAAAUGUAAAAUGUGUUUUUCUGUUUGCAAAGUAAUUUUGUGCAUUUUGAGUAAUUUUUGCAAUAAAACAAGGCAUCGGAAAUGUUGCAAAACCA
Messenger RNA from Gigantopelta aegis, 1661 nucleotides. RefSeq names its product biotin--protein ligase-like. The transcript is spliced from 5 exons. The record is from RefSeq and is a predicted model, not a curated record. The coding region runs from base 109 to 1068 and encodes 319 amino acids. NCBI's taxonomy places the organism in Eukaryota, Metazoa, Mollusca, Gastropoda, Neomphalida, Peltospiridae.